This is a messenger RNA of Toxorhynchites rutilus septentrionalis, 1587 nucleotides long. RefSeq names its product U3 small nucleolar RNA-interacting protein 2 (gene U3-55K). Gene Ontology annotation, cellular component: small-subunit processome. Bases 120 to 1544 code for a protein of 474 amino acids. NCBI's taxonomy places the organism in Eukaryota, Metazoa, Arthropoda, Insecta, Diptera, Culicidae. The transcript has 3 exons. Gene Ontology annotation, molecular function: protein binding; snoRNA binding. The record is from RefSeq and is a predicted model, not a curated record.
AUGUAAACAAGCGCACGUUGUUUUCGUUUCGUUCGGUGCGCUGAAGUAGUUAGUCCACGUUUGGUACGGUUGUUAUAAUUUCUUCGCCGAUAACUGGUUCAUCGAUAAAUUCAAUCAAUAUGUCUUCGUUCUUUCUGAAAGGCAAGCCAAGAACGGCCACCAAACGUAAGUUCGACAAAACAAGGCCGGGUAAAAAAUCCCGUACGGAUUCCGCAGCCCUAGCUCGCAAGGAGAAGGAAGAAUCCGAAGAGGAGCUCGACAGCGAUGAAGAGGAGGAGCGGACCGUGAGUGGUGCCUCCAAAAAGUAUAACUUUGGCGAUGGCGACGAUGAAGCGUUCGUCGAGACGGCCCAGGACAAGAGACUGCGGCUGGCACAAAAGUACUUGAAGGAGGUAGAAGAAAACGAACGCGCGAAGGAAGAGGACGCCGAUUUGCAUGACAGUGUGGCCGCAGCGUUGAGGGAGGAUUACCUAGACAGCAUAGGCAAACUUUAUCGUGCGGUUGCAGAGUCGUAUAAAGGCUAUGAUUUGGAAGCUUCGAUCACUCUACGCUUCAAGCAGCAACGUUUGUCGCCGACCUGUCUCUGCUUGUCGGAUGACGAUAAGUUCCUGUAUGUGGCGAACAAGAAUGGGAUCGUUGUGCGGUGGGAUCUGGAAAAAAAGAUACAUCUGGCGUCCACGAAGCAUCAGCGAACGGCCGUUCAUUCGCUCGCUAUUUCACACGAUCUGAAAUUCUUGGUCGUGGCAGAUGGUACGAACGAGAUCAAGGUAUUGGAUGGGGAAACCCUAGCAGAGGUGAAUACUUUGAGCGGACAUUCGGAUGUUGUAACGGGCGUUGUGUUCCGUACAAACACUCAUCAACUGUAUUCCUGCAGUAAGGAUCGAACGGUCAAAGUAUGGUCAUUGGAUGAAAUGUUAUACGUUGAAACAUUAUAUGGCCAUCAAACGCCAGUAACCAGCAUCGAUGCUUUGUCGCGGGAGCGCGCGAUUACCUCGGGAGGGAGUGACUGCUCCGUUCGUAUAUGGAAGAUCGUAGAAGAGUCCCAGCUGAUGUACAAUAGCCCAUCCACCGUUGGGAGCAUCGAAUGCGUUCGACUAAUCGGGGACGAACAUUUCAUCUCCUGUGGAACCGAUGGAUCUCUCUCGGUGUGGAGUUCGGGCAAGAAGAAACCUCUUAACACUGUCCAGUGCGCCCAUGGACAGACAGCGAAUGGGGAGGCCAAUUGGAUCAGUGCGAUUGCCACGCUACUGAACACGGAUGUGUUCGCUUCUGGUUCGUGCGAUGGGUUUGUGCGUGUUUGGAAGUUGGCGGGUAAAUCCAAAACGAUUGAGCCGUUGAUGGAGAUUCCACUCGAGGGUUUCGUAAAUGCUUUGGCUUUUACGAGUGAUGGAAAGUCGUUAAUUGUUUGUACCGGACAGGAGCACAGAUUGGGCCGCUGGUGGACACUUAAGCAGGCGAAAAAUCGAACUAUCGUAGUACCACUCAUUCUGGCCGAAAAUGAGAAAAUUACCAAUAAGAAGAAGAAAAAAGCUUUCGCUUUUUAGAAGACAAAUAAAUAUCAUAUUUCCAUUUUUUUUAUUUCUGUAA